UUAAAGAAGACCGGGAACGGAGCGCUCAGGCACCGUUUCCCUCGCAGAGUUAGAGAGUAGAGCCAUGCAUAGGGCAGGAGCAAGGCGUGAUGGUUAUGGGAUGGCGGCUGCUUCUCCCUCCAACCCCCGGAGGUAUCAGGCGGGCAAUUAUUUCUCGGAAAGGCCAGCUUCCUCGGAUCCCCAGGACUACGAAACUUUGGAGCAAGGGGACUCGGAGGGCCAAACGCCUUCUUCGGAACAGCAGCAGGAGCAGCAGUAAGUAGAGGCCUAGCGUGGUCAUCUUACUUCGGAGCAAGGACAGGCGUCGGAUCAUCCCUCGCUAUGCAGACUAGAGUCUCUUGUCUGGGCGCAUACCGUGUGAUACCUCCAAAUCCAACCAAGAGGAAUCAGUUACAAAGAAUUGCUAAUAAAGAGCUAGAAGACUUGGCAAAAUGGAAGGAACAGAACAAGCCAGGACUAAUUACCUUGACACCCCAGAAACUGGGUGGAAGAGCGUCAGAGGCCGAAGUCAGGCGAAAACAGCAACUUCAGAAUAUCCAGUCGAAAUAUCAGCAGAAGCUAAAGAAAGAAAAAUAUGAACAAAUCAAGAGAGAGGCUGAAGAAGUUGACCUUUUGAAAAAGAAAGCAAUUCAAAGAGAGAAAGCUAAUAAACUUGAAGAAAAGCAAAGGCAACAAGAAUGGCAAAGACGGCAGAUGCUUGAGGAAGACCACUAUUUAAAAACCACUGAAUUUUUGAGUAGAUUGGAUUUAGUCCCACCCAGAAGAUCAUCCUGUCAAUCAGGCUGCAAUAGCCUUGAAUCUUCAGCCUGGGCCAGAGGCCACACCUAUAGGGAAAUCCAAAGACAAGAGGAAGACAGAAGACUGCAGGAGAUGAAGGAAGAGCAGCGGAGAAAGGCUGAAUUAUUGGAACUUAAACAAAGGCAAGAGGAGAGAACAAGAAUAAAUGAGCAACAGAGGGUGAAUAAUGCAUUUCUGGACAGGAUACAAAACAAUGGUCGGCCAGGUGGCAUUUACCAAUCUGGACGUCUUGGGAAUAUGGGUUUUAGUGCUGACAGCUGGGAGCCUGAAUAUUUCCAGUAAAACAAACUACUUAUCUAAAAACCAGAAAAGAUUCUUGACACAGCAUUUGGGAAAACUACCUUGGAGAAAGCUUCUGAGAUGUGUUUGUUUUUUAAAUUCUCCUCCUAUCUCUCGUCACUUUAUUCAGCCUUGCUUGCUUGACCGGCUGCCUUUUCUUUGUUGAUGUUUUUCAAGCUGUUAAUUAUAGUACCGAUACUAAAUAUCAAAGAAAUGUUCUUUUUCCUCCUCCCCCCCCCGCCCCCAAGCUUCUCUUGUAGCAAUCUUGCAUUUCUCAAGAGGUUUUAGCUCCAUGUCUAAGGAAACAGCAAUAACUUGUCCUUACUACUUUGAUUAACAAACCUGAGUUGCCAAAAUGUGGACGUUUUCUCUGUGUGUACAUUUCACCUUUUAAUAUGUUGCUGAGACGGAAAAGAAUUAUUACACCGCGUAUUGUAACUUGUUUUAAUUCAAAUCAUUUUUUUAAUUGGAAAAGCAGUACAAAAUAUUACGUAAAUAAAAGCUUUAAAUCAUC
Messenger RNA from Elgaria multicarinata webbii, 1591 nucleotides. It is a transcript of the gene EPSTI1, whose product is annotated as epithelial stromal interaction 1. Bases 322 to 1080 code for a protein of 252 amino acids. The record is from RefSeq and is a predicted model, not a curated record. The transcript has 12 exons. NCBI's taxonomy places the organism in Eukaryota, Metazoa, Chordata, Lepidosauria, Squamata, Anguidae.